AUGGGAGCUCGAUGGCGCAAGUGGUUAGCGCGUUCGGCUGCGAUCGUUGAAGUUAAGCAACUUUCGCAGUGGUCGGUCAUUGAAUACCCAUUCACCCGACCAAAAAUUUACUAUCUCGAAUUCCUCCGUGCUUCGGAAGGCACGUUAAGCCAUUAUUCCCGGCUGCAUCUGCAGUCGUUAGCACCCACCAAUCCGCACUGGGCCCGCGUGUAAACAAUACAUGUACACCAAUUACAAUACACAACAAUGGUAAACAAUUGAGGAGCUCGAUGGCGCUGGUGGAAGAAGAACAGGAAAAACGCGCUAGACGUCUAAGCGAAAUGCAAAGGUUGGCGCGGCAAGCCAUCGAGGAAGCGAUACAAGCCAAAAGGAUUGAGAAGGAACAAAGGAAAAUGCAAUUACUGAAAUCUGGCAAUUUAGCAGCUUUGGAUGAGAUUACAGAUGAAGACGAAGCAGUGGACAUCGUUGUUCCGACAGAACUUCCGGAAGAACACACCGAAGAAGAGAAAAGCGAAGAGGAAGACGAGAACGAGUACUUUCCACCACCAGGACUUUUGAUACCAGGCUUUUAUGCGCCACCAAAUGACAUAGCUAAAGUCAACGGUUUAGCAAUAUUAUUCCCUAAGUUGGUGUUGGAAUGCGUGACCCCUCAAGAGGAGUUCCUGCCCCCUCACGUUUUAGUGUUGCUUGGUAUACACCAGCGGUACAUGGCGAUCGACAUCCUACGGAAAUAUAAAUCUUCCAUAAUUCAUAUGGGUAUAUUCAGAGCACCGACACCUUACAAAGCAGUUCAUAUUGCAUAUAGUGUACGGCAAUAUGAUCACUUAAACGUACCCGACGAGGAAGAAGUCAGGCUGGCCUUCAUGCUAUCCGUGAAGGUGGACCUCCCCCUGCUCGAGCUCAUGGACUUGAGGCCGGAGCACGUGAGCCGCGACUCGUCGCACGGCAAGGACGAGUGCGCCGCCAUGUUCCCCGUAGACUACUCAGACGCUUACCCUGAGUUCGAAGACUUCGGCGAUAUGACUGUGCUGAGACCGAAAGAAUGA
Molecule: messenger RNA, 1046 nt
Organism: Chilo suppressalis (striped riceborer)
Lineage: Eukaryota; Metazoa; Arthropoda; Insecta; Lepidoptera; Crambidae
Source: the annotation of a GenBank genome assembly